Messenger RNA from Nicotiana attenuata, 1977 nucleotides. RefSeq lists its product as uncharacterized. The transcript is spliced from 8 exons. Bases 150 to 1817 code for a protein of 555 amino acids. The record is from RefSeq and is a predicted model, not a curated record. Gene Ontology annotation, biological process: lipid metabolic process. Lineage: Eukaryota; Viridiplantae; Streptophyta; Magnoliopsida; Solanales; Solanaceae.
AUCGCCCUUAUUAACUAGUCGUAAUUUCUUAGUACCAUUUUUGACACUUUAACCGCCUAGACGGAAUACACCGACACGCCGCCGCAUCGGAGCUCCAUCGGCCACCGCCUUUUGACAAACCCCGCUAUGUUCCAAACUUUGGGGUUCAUAUGCAUGAAGGUGUAUAUGUUCGUGUAUCAAAAAUGAUGGCUUAUAAAUCCACGAAGCGUUUAUUUAAUAACACAGAUUUGAGGAUUAUUAUCUCAAGGAAACAGGAGUUCUGUCAGAAGUUUGUGUACAAUAUUCUUAGCCGGUGUCAGUCACAUUGGUCCAAUUCUGAGAAGGCGUCCUAUAGUGGCUUCAAAGAGGGGAAGGAAAACUACCAAGUGACAGAGAAACCUGAAGAAAAUAGCAUAGGCCAUGGUCCUCGGCAAAGUAGUUUCAAUGUUGUCAAUGAUGAUUUAAAUAGUAAUAAGUGGAAGUUAGAACUUGCUUGGCUCUCUAAGGCUCUUGAACCUGCUGUUCAACUAUGUAGAUCGGUUCUGCCAACAGGAAAUGUAAUCGGAGACAAACUUCCACCAACUAAUAGGUCUCUUGCAGAGAUAUUUGCCAGCAUUCAACGUAGUAAAUUGGGACUCCAGGAUUGGAGUCUAAGUGAUCUUACCAUAGGCUUAUAUCUCAUAUAUCUCCAGCAGGCAUCAACCAGUGCUGUUGAAGAUGUUAAGGGUGAAGAAAUAUCAUCUGAGCUGAUAGUGCAAGAUCUCAUCUACCACCUCGAGCUGGCUAAGGGGUCUUAUAAAGCCAACCCUGCUGCUAUUGCUAGGAAUACUAUGCUUCGAGAAAGCAAUGUUAUCAAAUUCAUAAAAAGUUCCGAUGUGUUGAGGCCUGGAUAUUAUAUGGGAAUUGACCAUCGGAAGAAACUUGUGAUUCUUGUAAUUCGUGGAACUCAUACUGUGUAUGAUCUUAUAACUGACAUUAUUUCUUCAAGUGAUGAAGAAAUCACAUUUGAGGGUUACUCUACACACUUUGGAACUGCUGAGGCUGCUCGUUGGUUCCUUAAUUACGAGCUGGACACCAUAAGAAACUGCCUGAAGAAACACAAGGGAUUUAGGUUAAGGCUGGUGGGUCAUUCCCUUGGAGGUGCAACAGCUUCAUUGCUUGCUAUCAUGCUUCGUCAAAGGUCAUUCCAAGAGCUUGGGUUUAGCCCUGAUAUUGUAUCAGCGAUCGGAUAUGGUACUCCCCCAUGUGUUUCUAAAGAACUUGCUGAAAAUUGCUCUGAAUAUGUCACAACGGCAGUUAUGCAGGGUGAUAUAAUUCCAAGGCUUAGUGUCACCUCUCUCACGAGACUUAGGAAUGAAAUUCUUCAAACUAACUGGGUUAGUGUUCUCCAGAAGGAAGACUGGAGAGGUGUCAUAGAUUUGUUCACAAAUGCGAAGCAGGUUGUGUCUUCUGUGCAAGAUGUUGCUUGGAAACUUGCUGAUUAUACUAAAUUGCCAGGCAAUGCAAAGCACUCUGAUAAUUCUGGAGUUCAGCCUACCUCCAAGCCACCGGGCAAUGCGACUUCUCUUGUUAGACGGGAAGAGGCUGGUAGCAAAGUAGCUGAUGAGUUGUUUGUGCCGGGAAGUCUCUAUUAUCUAAAGAGGAACGCAGAUGCUAGAAUCAAUGGAGACAGUGGCGAAUAUUUCACUCUUUUGAAGAGACGCCCAGGUGAACAUUUUCAGAGAAUACUUCUAUCAAGCAACAUUAUUUCUGACCACAAAUGUGAAGGUUAUUAUUAUGCCUUAAGAGACGUUCUAAAAGGUUUGCCUGGUUCUCCUGAUGAAGCUAUUUUCAGAUGAAUACCUAUUUAAACCUGUAAAACAUUGUGUAAACUACAGUUUUUUUGGUACUUCAAUAAUCCUCAGAAAUGUUCCCUCUUCUUAUAUGUCCCAAGUUCCCUGAUAUGGUAAAGGGAAUUUUGGUACUUCUCAAUAAAUUUGAUCCCAAAUUUGUUCAUUA